CUUCAGCGUGUUGUUUUGCAGUGAGUUGUUCUGAAAACCCCUGAAAAUUCGCUGUUUUGCUCGAUGUAGACAUUUAACUAUGUGGAGGAUAGUCCAUAAUGUCCAGAGAGGUUUCAGGCAGUUCACUUACAAUCAACCAUUGCGGACAACUAACCUAUCCCAACAAAAUAAAAACCAAGACGAGGAUAAGACAAGUUCUUACCACUAUCACAAUGGGUUAGUGCCACCAGACAGACAGGUAGCAAGAAUACAUUGCGGUGUGAGUUCUGACCAUGGCGGUGGAGAUGGCAACAGACAGAGAGAGGAUUGGAACAGUUUUAAGCAGAGGUUUUCCUGGUCCACGUGUCAUGGAUCGUCCACGGUGUGUGAAGCUAUGGGCUGGGGCACUGCAAUCGCUGUGGGUUUGCAUCUAUGUAGGAAUAUCGGCAGAAUCGACUGGGUUACGGAUGAUGACAAAACAAGAUUUCAGCGUGCGCUGGGUAGGUUUGCGCUGGCAAUGCCAAGAACAUUCAAAGAUCGCCUCGCUACAACUCGGAUGUCAGUCGUAACUGAAGGUACAAAACAACAAGAUUCAACCGAGCAGACACCAGAACAACUUUUAUUGGAAGUUAGAAGUAAGUUUGAAUCGUUAGCCGAUGAGAGUACAGGAACUGUCCUGAAUGCAGUGGGUUUAAAUUACGUGGAGAAAAGAAAUUUUGUUAAAGCCGCUGAAGAAUUCCGACAAGCCAGUGAUAUGGGACAUGGUAAAGCAAUGUAUAAUCUUGGUAUAUGUUAUGAACAGGGAAUGGGUGUUAGUCAAAGUCUUGCAAAGGCUGCUGAAUACUAUAAGCAGGCAGCUGAUAAGGGACAUCCUAUGGCACUUUACAAUCUAGCUGUCUUUCACUUGAUGGGUCUAGCUGGUUUGAAGAAGGACACCCAGAAAGCAAUAGACCUGAUGGAAAAUGCAGCUGAACAAGGACUAUUACAGGCGCAGUCCUACCUUGGUGUGUAUUACACUGAAGCACCACAUAGGAAUCUGGAGAAAGCCUUUGAACUAUUUCAAGGUGCCGCUGCCAGUGAGGAUGCUGAAAGUCAGUAUUACCUUGGUAUAUGCUACGAACAAGGCUGGGGUAAUGGUAAAAAUACAGCAAAAGCCGCUGAUCUCUACGCCAAGGCAGCUCACCAAGGCCAUGCUGGUGCACAGUAUAACUUGGCUGUCUUCUAUGAAAUGGGGCUAGGCGGUCUUCCCAUAGACAAAUCAUAUGCAAAGGACCUGUAUAAAUUAGCCAGUGAGUCAGGCUCACAGCUGGCAGCUCAAGGUAUUGCAAGAAUAGAAAAGGAUGAGAAAAUAGCUUUACUGGAGUCAGCAGUGAAUAAACCAUUGCCAUCGCAACACAGUGUGCCAAAUUUUGAAAACACGAAACCAAUCUCAAAGCCCAAAUCGUUACAUGCGUCUGUAUCGUCACCUGCAUUGACAAGUCUAGCAGAGACUCCAAAUAACAACAAACAAGAGAUUUUAGGAAUGCGUAAACAAUCUCAAUCGGUUCUCAACUUGUGUUUACCAAGCCUGUUCCAGUUUGAAGACUACCCGGUGUGUGAAGCCGAUAUAAAGGGAAGCCAGGAUGACAUGUACGGGAUAAGCAUUGACUUUGAUGGCAACGAUUGGCUAUCACAAUUUGGACUUGGAAUAUCAAACACCAACAAUAAUUUACAUACAGGGCAUUUCGGUUUCAGCAGUAUCAUACAGAGUGGGUCUUGAAUAAUUGCGGAUAUUGCUACAAUCCGUUUGUAAUUGGUGCUAUAUGAAGUAUAUAUAUGUAUAUAAAGAGAAUGCAGAUUGACAACCAUGUCUUUUAUUAAUAAGCUACAAAGACACGUUGGCAUUUAUAUGCAAGGGUAUGCUUGACUUUGUCAAUUAAUGUUUUUGAACAAUUGGGAAUAAUGAUGACCACCAUUUUUGUAUGUUUUGUAUAGGACGAGUUUGACUCCUUAUCAUAUUCAGUGAAAUACACUGAAGCCGGAUAGAUAGUGAUUAUGUUACUUCAUUUAAAGAUCUCUCCAGUUGUUGUACACCUAAAACUUAUCUGAAUUUUCUAACAAUUCAGGACAUCCAUCAUAUCUGA
This is a messenger RNA of Saccoglossus kowalevskii, 2102 nucleotides long. RefSeq lists its product as uncharacterized. Lineage: Eukaryota; Metazoa; Hemichordata; Enteropneusta; Harrimaniidae. The record is from RefSeq and is a predicted model, not a curated record. Gene Ontology annotation, molecular function: protein binding.